This is a messenger RNA of Stereum hirsutum FP-91666 SS1, 531 nucleotides long. RefSeq lists its product as uncharacterized. The transcript has 4 exons. Lineage: Eukaryota; Fungi; Basidiomycota; Agaricomycetes; Russulales; Stereaceae. Bases 1 to 531 code for a protein of 176 amino acids. The record is from RefSeq and is a predicted model, not a curated record.
AUGCCCAUCGUACGCGUUAUCCUCGUUGCCGCCUAUUCGACAUCCGCCACCAUCCCUCCCUCCCAGCCAACGACGUCAUGUGGCACCGUACAAGUGGCCCAUUUGAGGCGCCGCCACCGCGAGUCCAGCCUAUGCACCCAUGUCACCGACUUCGACCCUUCGUCCCCACCAAGUAAAAAGUCACCCCUCGCCAUCCUCGCCAUCAUUGUCCUCGUCUUCCUCGUUCUCAGUAUUAUCUAUGUCGCAGUGUACAGGCGGGGGUACUCGCCCUUCGCUGGUCGCUUCUCGACAUUGAGAGCACGCGCUGAUGCCUGCUUCGAGCUAAUGACCAUGGCGAAGGAGGGCACUGGCCAAGCGGGCACAGGAGUAGUGUGGAUUGGCGUUCUUUGUCGGAUGAUGGGUCCAGUGUACAUGGACGAUCUCCACUUGAACAGGUUUGAGGACGGUCUUUCAGCCUUCCUGGACUUUGAACAUUCUUACGCGUCUGAUAUCUCCUUCUGUUUUUCCCGCUACUUGUUAGUGGGUUCUUAG